UAUAGAUUAAAGACACUCUGACACAAAGGAGUCCUGUCUGUUCCCCAAAAUAAAACAGAUUCAGUAGUUUAGGUCAACUGUUUCUUCAAAUGUUGUUGUCCUCCUGUUGUUCCGUGCACACAUUGAAACACACACACACACACGUCACACACGUCACACACACACACACACACACACACACACACACACACACACACACACACACACACACACACACACACACACACACACACACACACACACACACACAGCACCAUAGUGACACCAGGCCUCGACCCAGCUGGGAUUAAUUAGUGACUUAACAACACAGCACACACGUCACACAUCCGCAAACACAUCUUCAGAUACCUUUAACCAGCAAACGGCGACUAAAACACACAAGUGAACGCUAGACACCGUUCAAAAGUGGUUUUCCUUUUCGGCAACAUGUUUUCAAAGUGCAAUCCUUGUUCCGUUGUUAAAUAUGAUGUGUACUCGAUACGUGUUAGCCCAGGCUGUGUUUUGUCUGCAGGUUUGUGUACCCCCACGCGCACGUCGCUGACUUUGAUGGUAGUAAGUCUCGGACAGGGUUUGGAAAACAGCCACCGGAGGCUUAACCUUCAAGGUGAAGGUCUGUGUUCAUGGGAAUCUGUUGUUUGUCCUGAAUGCAGUUUUCUCCUCUGUUGUCUAGGUGACCGCUGCCGUUCUGGGACCCGGCAGCUUUUCCAGUGAGAUGGCAGUGAGUCAGCUCAUACCGCUGGGAAUUUCUUUGUCGAAUUGCACAAAUCGACAAAAAGUGACAUGAUACUAUUUACUCUAUAAAACACUUAUUUUUUUUGCUCUAUUGGAUGGAUAUUAAUCUAUUUUAUAAAAUACAAGGCAUCUUAAGUGCACAUUGAAAGCAAUACAGCUUUCCAUCAAGUUCUGGUUCGGUCUCCUGACACCUUCGGGAAUAUUAUUGUGCCGACCGUCUACUGGGGUCCAGCUGUGGCCAGGCGCUUCCCAAACGCCCCCUCAUCCCCGGGACCCCCGGGUGGGUCGCGUCCCCCUCGGCGGGCGCGGAGGCGCACUGCCAUGCCCGAGCUCGAGCACCUCCCCCCCACUGGGGGCGCCCCCGGGAGCCCCGACCCCGCCCGGAUCCAGCGGGGCCUCCUGGAGGAGCAGGUGGAGCUGUGGUGGUUCCGGGAGCCGGGCAAGUCCCUGUUGUGCUACUGCGUGGCCGUGCUGCUGGUCCUGGGCUGCGGCCUGGGCGGCGUGGGCCUGCUCUCCACCACCACCAGCGCCUCCAGCGAGUGGCGGCUGGGCGCCGGCACCUCGCUCUGCCUGCUGGCGCUGGGCGUGCUGCUGAAGCAGCUGCUGAGCUCCGCCGUGCAGGACAUGAACUGCGUGCGCAGCCGGCGCCGGAUCGACGUGCUGAAGAGCGGCGGCCUGUCGGACCUCGUGGUGGUGCUGGUGGCCGGCUCGGCCAUGCUGCUGUGCGGCGCGGCGCUGCUGCACCUCGCCCUGGUCGACCACAUGCCCAAGCCGGGCCAGGCCCUCCACGACAUGUACGUCUCCGGCGUGGUGCUGCUGGCGGCCGGCGGGGCGGCCGUGGUCGGCGCGGGGCUGUACUCGGCGGCCGUGGUCCUCCUGGAGAGGACCAGGAUGGGCCGGAGGCUGGUGGACCGGCUCACCAGCAUCUUCACCGUCUCGGGACAAAUGGAGCGGCGCCGGGAGACCACCUCCAGCCUCGCGAACCUCAUAUGAGCCACGCUCCGCCUUCAGGCUCUGGAGGGCCGACGGGGACGUCACCCCAGCAGCCACCGUGGUUCAUCACUGCUCAGCUGCGAGGUCUCUGGAUGGAUUAAUGGAGUCUGAGGCAGCCGGGAACCUGGGACGGUAAUCUGCUCCUCCCAGCUCCUGUCUCGGUUAUGAGACCUGAUCCAGACAGACCUGAGAGCUGGAGGGGGGUUCUGGGACCAGCGGGGUUCACAAACACCACCUGACCUGAUGGGAGGGUAGAGGCCCUAACAGACUGCACAAGGGUUUAAUAAUUCAGAAGAGACGAUCCUUCAGCCGUCCUCCUUAGAGGAUAAACAGGGAGAUUAGGCUGACCUGGUUUAUUAAGGUUGCAUGGAGAUAUUUCUCACCACCUGUGUUGCACAACAAUAACUCUGAUAAAUGAUAACUCUUGGUAAUGAUAACGAAAUGAUAACUCUUGGUAUCAUUUCGUGGAAGUCACCAGGGCUCCAUGUGCAGAGAUUCUCUCCCUCUGUCCCAUUGGUCGAGGCUCUCUGCGUUGAUUACCUCAACCGACGAAGCCGCUGAGUCCACAAACCAAGUUGGUUAGCCCAAGUGGCCUUGAGCAGAAGCAUCGACACCUAACUGCUCUUUAUGUACUGUGUGUGAGUGGCUCUGUGUUGGAGCGUGAGUCCGAGCAACACGGGUGGAUAGAACGAGUCUCCCAGCCCACCUGAAGAACAAGUUUAGACGUGAGGUGAUGCAUCAACUGAGGGCCGGAGUGGAGGUUACUAUGCAACGUUUAUCUUAAGGAACAGCUUUAAUGUUAUAUUUAAUCAAUUUGCAAUUAUUCUUUUUAUGUAUUUUUCUGUAAGUGCCGUUUUAUUUUCAACCCAGAAUGUUUGGAUUCUUAAUUACCUGGGGCCUUAUGAGACUCUUACAAAUCAAAGAAUAGUAGAGUUGACGUUAUGUGAGGACAAAUAUCUCAGUGACCAUUGAAAGAUAGAAUGAAUACAGAUGUUGGAUGUUCUUUACAGCCAUAAAGACAAUUCUGAAUGUCAGCAGAAUAAUAUCUAAAGCACACGGAUUGAAUUGAAGUGCGAAAACAAAAGCACAUGAAGUAGGAAUGUACCUUAUUUAAGAAUUUAGCAAUUCAUUUUAAGUGGGAUUGGACAAUUAUAGAAUAACCUAAAUUUGAUGUUAAUUUAUGAAAGAGGUGAUUCGUUUUUAUUGCAUUAUGUUCAUUUAAUUUAAAGAUGUAUACACAUGUAACUUUAGUUUGUUUAAACUUCCAUAACAGAAGUUUGUGUGAGAGAUCAUUUGCUUUAUUUUGCGAUACUAACUUUAGUAUGUAUCAUGUGAAUAAUGCAGAAAUGAGGAACCUGCUUUAUGAACUCUUUGAUCAUGAUCAGACUGUUAAACUCUGAAUUAUUGAUUGUAUUGCUGGUUGUGAAUGUGUUGGAACAGGGUAGUAUUAACACUGUGCCCACCAACAUUAAAGUUCCCCAGGAUGAAAUGUU
Molecule: messenger RNA, 3218 nt
Organism: Gadus macrocephalus (Pacific cod)
Lineage: Eukaryota; Metazoa; Chordata; Actinopteri; Gadiformes; Gadidae
Product: transmembrane protein 125
Exons: 1
Coding region: 1054-1725 (223 amino acids)
Source: RefSeq, a predicted model, not a curated record